This is a messenger RNA of Rhea pennata, 2942 nucleotides long. RefSeq names its product ribonuclease T2 (gene RNASET2). Gene Ontology annotation, molecular function: ribonuclease T2 activity; RNA binding. The transcript has 10 exons. Gene Ontology annotation, cellular component: extracellular region. Gene Ontology annotation, biological process: RNA catabolic process. The coding region runs from base 89 to 844 and encodes 251 amino acids. NCBI's taxonomy places the organism in Eukaryota, Metazoa, Chordata, Aves, Rheiformes, Rheidae. The record is from RefSeq and is a predicted model, not a curated record.
CCGAGCGGGCCGGGCCGGGCGCGGGCGGCCCGCGGAGCCGGGAGCGGAGCGGGCGCGGAGGCGGCGGGCAAGCUACUUGAUUAACAAAAUGAAGCCAGCUAAGCUGCACUAUUGGAUUCUGGGUUGUUUUUCUAUGGCGUUGUGUUGUGGGUGUGCUUCAGAUAAAUUCCUUCUAAGUGACAGUCACCCCCAUAGCUGGGAAAAGCUGUAUCUUGCUCAUCAUUGGCCAGUGACUGUAUGCAAGAUGAAUGCUAAUGAUUGUCAAGACCCUCCAGAGUACUGGACAAUCCAUGGUCUAUGGCCUAAAAAUGCUGAAGAAUGUAAUAGGACAUGGCACUUCAAUGUCACUGAGAUUAAGGAUCUUUUGUCAGACAUGAGACACUAUUGGCCUGAUGUGCUUCAUUCGUCUCUGAAUCGCACUCAGUUCUGGAAACAUGAGUGGGAGAAGCAUGGAACUUGUGCAGCCACACUUCAGAUCCUUAAUUCUCAGAAGAAGUAUUUUGGUAAAGCCUUGGAACUCUACCACCACAUUGAUCUUAACAGUUGUCUCUUGAAAGCUGGGAUAAAGCCAGGCAGUACGUAUUACCAGAUGACUGCCAUAAAAGAAGCUCUCACAAGUUUUUAUGGUGUAACACAAAAGAUCCAAUGUCUUCCUCCAGAAGAGGGUGAAAAAGCGCAAACAAUUGGCCAAAUUGAAUUCUGCUUCACCAAAAAAUUGGAGCUGAGAAACUGCACAGAACCGAAGGGUGGAUCCGAGCGGACGCAGGCUGACUUACAGCUUGGAACGGGGGAGUUGUCUGUCUGCAGUGAUGCUCUCCCUACCUACUACCCUUUGCAGGUCUGAGGUCACAAAUGAAACCAGAAGAGCUUGAAAAACUUUUUAAACAAAAGCCCUUUAAGCAUUAUACCUUAGAAAGUGGUCUUGACUUAGCAAUAUUACCAAAACCUGUUCGGCAUGCUAUGAGGAUUUCUACUGGAGGCAGAAUAUGCUCCUUUUCCUGUUAAAGGAGAAGAUCCACAUUGUAUUAUCAGCUACAGUAGGCUGAAGUCUUGAAUUAUUGUUCUGGUAUUGAUGGAGUUGGAAUCUGAUUUACAGUUUAAUCAGUGUUCAAAAGAGAACUAGGACUUCUUAGUUUCAUUUGGAGUUAAGUCUGCCACAUUAGCCACUUUUUUUUUCUAUUUUUUGCCAGUGUACCAGGGGGAUUAAGUCAUCCUUUGUUCUGAAAGGAUGCUCUCUCAGGUGACAUGACAAUUUAUUGGGAAAAAAAUAUUGUUAUACAGAAGAACUUCAAGACCUUCCUGGAAGUCCUUUUCCAAACCAAAUACCCACUGCUUGCUGUAAAAUUGCUCUCCAGAAGUACUGAACAGAGGACAUGUCCUCCAAGGCAUUAAACCUUUUCUUACUCAGAGGUCACUGAGGACCGAAGAUGACAACUUUUGCACAGCUUCUUACUGAAUGAAAUAACAUUCACCAGCUUUUAGCACCUCUGGUUAUGGGUGCCUUUCUCAGGACCCCAAGAAGCUUUUUAUUUGCAGGCUCUCCUAUCUGUAGACUUGAAUUUGUCUCAGUAACUCCAUACACUCAUAAAGAACUACCAAUCUUACAACUUAUAUGCUAGUAUAGGAAAAUAAUGUUAUGCCAUAGAAACAUGGUGUUUAGUCUUAAUUUUUCAUCCCAUUUGAGCAUUUAGCAUUUCUACGUGGGUAUGAGUGUCUGAAACUCAUUUAAAAAUACAAGAUUUUCACAUAAUCGCUUGGUUCCAAGAAACAGCUUUUUUAUAAGAAAAACAGUAAAUGCUGUGCAAUUUUCAGUGAAAAGAAGAAAUGUUGGCAAUAGUGUAUCUCUAUGCAAUAAUAAUAAUGUGCAGCAAAGCUAGAAGUUUCUAGAUAGGACCAAAUUUGGAUAACAUCCACUAUGCAAAGCUGUGUUGAUGCAAGUGUCCCAAUUGUGUCUCAAAGAAAUUGUGGCUCAAGGAACCAUCUGUUAGAAAAAUAUUACUUGAAAAACACAAAAUGCAGUGUUAGAAACAAAAAUUACUAUAUUGUCUUGCUUUUAGAAACCAUUCAUAUAUACCCAUUUUCUGUGCCGCUCUCUCUGUACCACUAUUCAUUUAAGGCUCUGGUACGUUGCCAUUCCAGAAUGCUGUCAGGUUUUGAGAAACCCAGAGAUCUUUCUUAAAAAAAAAAAAAAAAGAAAAAAAGAAAAAGAAAGAAAGAAAGGAAAGGAACUACAGUAAAGGAAUGUGUUCUGCACUCAGUUGUACCUUUCAGGGGAGCAAGUGCUUCUCUUUUUAAAUUUAUCUUCCCUCCUAAGAGGGGGAAUAUACUAACAUAAUGUAUUUUUAAAGUAUGCUAUAUAGCCUUUAAAAUCAACUCAGUUCUUAGGAAUAUCUUGUUCUUCCCCCUCUGCCGUUCGGGUCUUAUUGGAAGUAUUUGAAAUUGAUCUUACCAGUCACAAAUGGAGAAUUUUGAAGGGAAAAGCCUGAGAAUGUAACAUGUGGUACCUGGCAUGUAUAGCAGUGAAUUCACCGCUACUUUAAGUAGGCUUGUAUUUUGGGGUGAACUGGCUUCAAGUGCUGUUUGUUUAUAUUCAAUCGGAGUAGUGUUUUCAAGUGACUUCCGGAUGGUAAGGCUGCAUUUCCCCGUUAAAUCUUUUUUUCGAAGUGUAACAGGCUGACUCAUGCUGUUGACCCUGUCUGUAGCACCUCCGCUGAGCUCACUGGGAGCUCUGUGUGUAUCCUGAGCACACGCAGUCGAAUCAAAGACCAGAAAUAAUCUCUUGCUUAUCAGUAUUGUUUUGGAUAUGUUUCAGGGAGAGGCAGUGAAACCAGAAAAAUAUGUUGCCUUUUGGAAAUGUUGUGAUGAUUCAAUAGUUUCUCCAGUGUUAAUUUUAAUAAUCAUGUGUAAUGUUCUAAUAAUAAAAGGGGAACUUUCUAAAAUUU